CCUGAAAAUACUGCCCCUUCACAAACUUUCUCUCACGUUUUAUUGUUACUGUUCUCAGUUAUCUUUUUAUGCAUUACCGGCAUUCUCCCUAUUAAGCUGUGAACUUAUCUCAAGGGUCGGACAGAGGACGAUGGAUGGUUGUUUCGCCGCUCUUGUGCGAAGGCAGCUAGGCACUGAUUCUUAGACACCACCAACCACCGGGGGGGCCUAUCGCAAUGCCCCGGCGAAGACGUAACGCUUCCCAAUAAAACAAACACGUCCCAUCAAGAUAGCAAGAAAGUCGCCUGUGUGCGCUUGUCGUUUGAAUAGUUUUUUUAAUAUAAAUAACGUAUUAUGAAUUUAUGUAUAGCGAUCGUCUGAUAAUAAGAAGGAAGAACUGUUAAUCGUUUCAGGGGUAAAAUAUACUUAUACUUUUGAUACUUAAGUUACUAAAGUACAGGUUAUACAUUUUUGCAAAAAUGUGUUAGUAAUGAUGUUAUUUCUUAAAUAUCGAACAAUUUAGUGUGAUAUAUACAAGGUCAAUCGAUCACUUCCAGCGUGUGUUCUCGUUAUUUCUUCAUAUCACUCAUCUCAGGUGGAAUUGAGAUGUUAACUCCAAAAUUUGAGUUAACUCAGACGGAAACAAAGGUGUGCAUAACUAUUUAUGCGCCUUACACUAACAUCUCUGAAACAGACAUUUAUAUUGAAAAGAAUGAUUUUAGAUUUGUUUCACCACCAUAUUAUUUGAGGUUGCAGUUGCCAGGUGAAGUUACAGAAAUGGGAGCUUCAAAUGGAAUGUAUGAUGCUGAUGAUGGAAAAUUUACUUUAACUAUGGAGAAAGUGAACAGAGGAGAACAUUUUCCAAAUCUGGACCUGAUAUCUACCCUCUUAGUGAAGAAAUCAAAUAAUUUCCCAUCAAAACCAAAUAUUAGGGUCUUAGAUAGCCAAGAGGAAGAUGGAAGCACUGAUGAUUCACACUACAGUCAGGAUGAAUUAAGUGAAGUGGAAUGUCUUAUUGAACAGACUGUACCUGAGGAAAAAGCAUCUUUUGAAGUUCUGAUAACUAAAUCAAAGUAUGGAUUUGGAAACCAAUUUUCAGAUGUUUUUAAAGGAUUUUCAUAUGAGGUGCUGGAAAUUCUUGAUCUUCCUGAUCCGGAUGUAACACCGGACUCGUCACGUACUCAGCUGAGGCUAGAAUGUGAAGUAAAUGAUUUCAGCGAUGAACAUUAUCUAGGUGACCUUGUAUACAGAAGUCAUAUUGAUGCAGUGAUAAAGUUUAACACAAUUUGGGAGAAGGAUCAGACAAUGGGUACACCUGCCACAUUGUGUGUUGGAGAUAUUGAGAGACUGAAGGACAUUCCAGUUCAUAAAUAUAUCCUGACUCGUAGUGAACAGCAGGCUGCGUAUUUUGGGCUCUUAGACAUAAUUGCAGCAUAUUGUUAUGACUAUAGAACAACUGAAGGAGAUCCAACUUCAGAAUCUGCGUGGACAAUUAACAAACUAAGUGCCACACUGAGUUGGUUUGAGGUGUAUUCCUCAGUGAAAGAUGUGCUUCUUGCGUUUGUGCGUCGCAGCCUUUGCUACCCCCUGUUCCGAAACUAUGAUUUGUCAGUUAAGAUUUUAAGGGAUGUGCAGAUUCUCCUGCGGCUUGGUAAAAGAAAGCUAUUGAAGUGCCUUCUUGAUAUCCAUCAGCUUUUCAAUAAGAGCAACCCAAGAUACCUCUUGAACAGAUUAUAUAUAGAAGAUUACUGUGUUUGGAUCCAAGAAGCAGAUGACGAACGCUUUGUUGCCAUGGCUGAAGAGAUUGACAUGAGUGUGCCCAAGAAACAGGAUUUAAUGUUGGAUAUUGUUGAGCUGGAACUAGCUGCUGAAAUGGUGCAAAGAGAAGAAAAAGAGGAAAAGAAGAUGCAAAUGCUGAAUAAAACUUUAUCAUCACUUCAGCUGUCUGAAGAAAAUUGUUCUUCUGAAGAAAGAUUAAUGGCAGUUCCAUUACCAGCACAAGAAGAAGACUCGUCUGAUGGAGACACAGACGAUGAAGAAUCUCUUGACUCAGAUGAUCUCAGUUCCUAAUUAGAAGAUUGCAAGGACCACAUGGAUCGUCAUUGUAUGUUGACAAGAUGGCUGCCUUGACAUAUGGAUAGGAUAGCAGACUCCAUGGUGAAAUAACUUGGUACACAAGUCGUCCACACCUGUAACAGUGUUCAAGAUAGACUGGUUCAAUUUCUCCAUCAAAAUUCUUAUUUUUCUUUUUCUCCUUCCUCAGUUACCACAUUUUUUGUAUACAUCCUGUUAUUAAGCUGAGCAAGCACGAGAACUUCAAAUAGUACUAUAAAUGUUUGUGAAAUAAUUCAGAAAUUUAUCCUAUAAUUGCUUCAGAGUUGUUCGGAUGCCUUUGGUUGGCAGGUAAAAGUAGUUUUGUACCUGUCCAAUACAAGUAUGUGAUCAAUUCCUCCAUCCAGUAUGGAUUGCCAAAUGCUAGAGGUGAUGUCUUUUGGCUCCUGUAACACUGGAAUAUCCCCUGACUUGUGUUUUAGCGUAGCAAAUCCAUCAGUUCCAUCGACAGCCAGUUUUGAGUUAAUAAUACGGAAAGCAAUAUUUGUGAAUCCAGCAGAAAUUAAGCGGACUUGAAGAUCUUGCAUCCUGAAAAUAUAAGUUUUCAUAUGAUAUCUGACAAAAAGCAUAUAUUCCUUGCAGCUUGGUAAUUAGUUUCAUAAUUUGUAUUCCUCAACACAUUUUUAGUGUGGUUAAAUGAAGGAGGAUGGGAUGGACAUGACAUGUAACAUGCAUGGGCUGGGGGAAAAAAUACACAGAAAAUUUUGGACACACAGAGGGAUAAUAUUACAAGGGAUCUUUAAAAGAAAUAGAACAUGGACUGCAUUUGUUUGGCUGAGGAUAGAGUCCAUUGGUAGGCUCAAUAAUGAAUCUACAGGUUCAGCUGAGCAACCAUCAGCUACUUACAAGGAACUGCUGUAUGGAAAUAGAAUACAUUUUUUGUAUUAUCUUCUGAUUUAUAGCAUAUAGAAAUACAAAUUUCUAGACUUAAUGAGGGAGUGGCUGAUGAUGAAAUAAUAAAGUAAUGAAAUGGUUACAGAAAUUAAACUUUACUUACAUUCCAGCCUGCUUGAAACAGUAAUGUCAGGAGGAGUUGACUAUACCAAUCACUGUAAUGUUUCCUUUCUGCAGAACUUCAUUAUCAUUGAUAGUCCAUUGAGGCAAUAGUGGACAUUGGUCUGAUGAAUGUCCAAUGUGCAUCAAUGGCAAAGUGAAAAUUAAUAAUGCCAACAAAGACAUUUUGCUGGGGAAGAGAAGAAAAUUUUUUAUUCUUUACUUAACAUACUGUGCUCACUGUAAUGUUCAGAAGAUUUGUUCAAGGUAUCAGUUUUGAAUUUUUGGUAGUCAGUAAUAUCUUUAUAAUACUAUUUUAUAUAUUUUUUUCAUACAUAACCUCCUAGAUGUUUUAGUUUCAAUUGUGUGAUUUUUCCUAAGUACAUGUGUCUUAAGAACUGUUUGUCACAGAAGCAAGAUAUUUUUACCAUGUUUUUAAUUUUAUUUGCAAAGAUGUUGACUUUUAUACAUUACUUCUUUAUAAUUUAUAAUAACCUAUGACAAUUUUAAAACAUCCCUUCUGUUUGCUACUCUUCACAGCUUUCACAGAAUAGACAUUAUACACAAGUGAUUUAAGUAACUUGAAUGUCUAGUUUUAAAUUAAAUUAUUUCAAUGGGUUUGUACCUUAAUUCAGAGAUUUUUUUUAAUGAUUUAGAUAACUGCUCAGCUGUUUGGUAUUCACUCACUAAAGCCAGUUGUUGUUUCUUGAUAUCACUUAACUACUGUUGUGAUAUAGAAUGUUUGCCCUAAGUUUAUAAUUUAACUGUCAGCUGAUUCGUAAAGGAGGAAGCAAAUGCUAAAGGUCAUGCUGUGUAUAAAUAGAUGUUCUACUACGUGUUCAAUCUAACCUUUGAAGUACCAUGUUUAUUAUGUAAUUAUGUAAGACUAUGUGUACACACAAACAUUGAUCUAGUGUAGUAUAUCCAAUGUUCCAUUCUAUUAGGUCUCUCCUGAUAUAACCUGAAAAUACUUAUGGCACAAGUAGGUAGGGUUGUGUUUAUAUAUAGAGAGGGGAUGUUUUAAUAUUUUAUUUAGAAAACCUAUAUAUAAUUCUAAACAAAUAUGUGUAUUAAUUAUUACUGAAGUUGAAUAUUUUCUUUGUGAGGUUAUGUGUUUGCAGAUUGGAACAUAGGCCAAGACUGGUUUGAUGUCAGUGCCAGUCAUACAAUUUUAGGUGAUUUUAUUUGUAUGUUAAUUUACAUAAAAACAGACAUUUUAAGCUUUCAAACUUCAGAAUUUAGCAGAUUCUGACAAGGAGAUGAAACUGUUUACAGUGAUUUGUACAGGGUUCAAAUGAUUUGGGAUAGUGACUGUUUUCCAAGUAAUUAGUGAGUGAAUUUAUUUAAUUAAUAAUUUUAUUGUUUUGUUGUGACUAUUGAUAUAUGCCAAUUCACUUUACAUAACCUAUUUCCCAAUAGAAAGACCACUUGAAACAUUAUAUAUUAUAAACAUUUUUGAACUGAAAUGUAUUUCAACAUUAUUUAAGCUAGGCAUUUAAUUGUGAGAUAAAUAUUUUAAUUUACAACAUCCAAAAAGUGUUUGGCACGUUUAUGUUCUAAGUAAUUUUAGGUUGAAAUGUUGCACUUUUCCUUUCCACAUCUGAUAAGUUCAUAUAUGAUGAUAUUACUGUACUACCAUAUGUUGCCAGAUGUGGCUAUAAGACUGGAUGUUUUGUAGCCCCUAUUCCAAACAAAACUGUUGAGUUUAGAAAUGUAGCAGUGAUUGAUGGCAGCAGCUGCUGGCUGUAGUCUCCGUGGAUGUCAUAUGAGUGCAUGAAUGAUCUAAUGACAGCAAUGAAGAGAAAGGAAUGACUAUAUCUCAAGUGAAAAUGUAUAAGUAAAUUGAACUUUACAAAUUUAUUAUGAGCAAAAUGAACUCCUUAAGAAGCAUCAACAUUUUUUUCUCUUUACCGCCUUAUUCAAAAUUAUUGUGAAUCUCACAUCGAUUUGUUGAGUUCAUGCUACAGAAUGAAAAAUUUGUGUAAUGAAGUUAUCAGGACCAAGAAAUAUUUAGUUCUUGUGCAUCACUUUCUAAAAAUUACAUGUUUACUUAAAAAAAAUUGUAACCGUUUUUCUGCCCCCAUUGAAAAUUUGAUGGGACAAAGGAAACUUUUUCAUUUACAGCUGACAUAAAAUAAUGUGGCAAAUGAAAAAUUCAUUGUAUGAAAUAAGUAAUAUACUGUAAAUAUGAUAAAGUUAAAGCAGCUAGGAAUGAAUAAGAAUAAUUAAAGAGAGAGAGGAAAAAUGGUAAUCAUUAUAGAUCACUUUUGCCCAGAAAUCGGUUAUCCAGUGCAGCUGUCUGUACUUUUUAUGUACUGAAAAGUAGGAACACACAUGGCGUGUCAAAAUAAGCUACUUCAUUUUCAACAAAACCAAAAAUAGAGUAAUGUAGUCUGUACUGAACAAAAUAGUUGCAUCGCUGUUAGAUAUGUCUACUAUUUUAUUCAUGAUGUAAGGACUUCCUGGAACAAAUGCUGUGAGUGAUACUUAUUGUUGCUUUGUUAUACUGAUUUUAUAACCUUUGUAUUGUUGACAGGCACUACUUCUGUUAUUACUAAUGUUUUAUAGUUCUUAUAAGUAUUAAUCAUAGAAACCAUUUGUUUGCAGUAAAUGUAUUAAUCCAU
Zootermopsis nevadensis is the source of this 5708-nucleotide messenger RNA. Its product is annotated as protein SHQ1 homolog. Gene Ontology annotation, cellular component: nucleoplasm; cytoplasm. Gene Ontology annotation, biological process: box H/ACA snoRNP assembly. The record is from RefSeq and is a predicted model, not a curated record. Lineage: Eukaryota; Metazoa; Arthropoda; Insecta; Blattodea; Termopsidae.